Molecule: messenger RNA, 1251 nt
Organism: Vidua chalybeata
Lineage: Eukaryota; Metazoa; Chordata; Aves; Passeriformes; Viduidae
Gene: A4GNT
Product: alpha-1,4-N-acetylglucosaminyltransferase
Exons: 3
Coding region: 73-1251 (392 amino acids)
Biological process (GO): protein O-linked glycosylation
Molecular function (GO): acetylglucosaminyltransferase activity
Source: RefSeq, a predicted model, not a curated record
ACUGAGACUGAGCCAGCAGCAGACCUGGUUUUCCCUUGUCCACUGUUCUUGUACCUCCAGAAAUCCCUUUGCAUGCUCCAGAAGGUUUGGGUGUCCUCACCAGGGAGCUGGGCUUUGCAGGAGUCCAACAGUCACCGCCAGGGCAAGAAGAGGUGCUGGAAAUGUAGAUUUGUCAGGACUAUAAUCCAGCACCCAUGUCGGAGGCAUGCCCCCAAACGCUCCAGGAAAGAAAGAAUGUUGAGGAAAAUCCAGAUAUGCCUCUGUUUCUGCUUUGUCUCGGGCAUUUUGUACGAGAUCUCCCUCUUGUCCAGCUGUGUCUUCUCCUACUUGCCCAUGGCCCAGCAGUACCUGACACCUGAGCAGGUGCUGAACCUUGGCAAAAGCAUCAUUUUCCUGGAGACGACGGAGCGCCUGGAGCCGCCCCCGCUGGUGUCAUGCUCCGUGGAAUCCGCUGCCCGGAUUUACCAGGACAGGCCCAUCAUCCUCUUCAUGAGGGGACUCACCAACGAGACAGCCUUGGACAUGAACACCAGCUACGCAGCCUUCUCCCUCUUGUCUUCCAUGAAGAAUGUCUUCCUUUUCCCUCUCCAGAUGGAAACCGUCUUCCAGGAGACCCCUCUGCUCCAGUGGUACAACCAGGUGGUCCCGGAGCAGGAGAAGAACUGGGUGCACGUCAGCUCAGACGCCAGCAGACUGGCGCUCAUCUGGAAGUACGGGGGCAUCUACAUGGACACGGAUGUCAUCUCCAUCCGGCCCAUCCCCCAGGAGAGCUUCCUGGCCGCGCAGAAGUCGCGCUUCUCCAGCAACGGGAUCUUCGGCUUCCCUGCCCGCCACAAGUUCAUCUGGGACUGCAUGGAGAACUUCGUUCUCAAGUACAACGGCAACAUCUGGGGCAACCAGGGCCCCUUUUUGAUGACCAGGAUGCUCAAAACACUCUGCAACCUGACAGAUUUCCAAGGCACUGAGGACCACAGCUGCCAGAACAUCUCCUUCCUCAACCCCCAGCGUUUCUACCCCAUCCCAUACCCAGCCUGGAGCCGGUACUACCAGGUGUGGGAUAAAAGCCCCAGUUUCAACCACUCCUACGCGCUGCACCUGUGGAACUUCAUGAACCGCAACCGCAAGGUCGUGGUGGCUGGCAGCAACACCCUGGCUGAGAAACUCUACAAAACCUAUUGCCCCACCACCUACGAGGACCUGAUCCAGAAUGCCAAGCGCACGGAUCUCCCAGGCCCUGAGGAGGUUGAGUGA